Molecule: messenger RNA, 1017 nt
Organism: Cylindrotheca closterium
Lineage: Eukaryota; Bacillariophyta; Bacillariophyceae; Bacillariales; Bacillariaceae
Source: the annotation of a GenBank genome assembly
AUGCCAGAGGCUGAAAUCAAGCGUUGGUUGGAAUUUGUCAUUGACGAAAUCAAAGAUAUCACCGACAAGCCAGAAUGGAUUGAGGAACGAGGAACGUUGGACUUGGUUGGCAAUUAUGCCCUGUGGUCUUGUGAUAGCAUGUUCUUGCACCAAGUGCCUGUCAAUCUAGCUUUUGAAAGCCAAUUAUUCCAAGCUUUCACUCUUCUCUUGAUUGCCCGGAAAGGAAGAACUACCAACGCAGUGCCAUCCGAUCAUGUUUGUAACUUCAUCAUUUCCAUGGUAUCCUGCGCUUUUCAUACAGGCACAACGACAUUGUCCUGGUCCAAAAAACCGGCUUUUCGGAAGCUACAUAAGACGGGUAUUCUCGAGCAAGUCCUUCGAUGCUCAACACGAGUGACAGCUCGUGAUAAAAGAACCACCGAGCCAACUCUUGAAAAGCUCCUUGAUGAGCUCCAGUCCUGUCCUCAUUUUCACAUGCAUCUCAAGACUGGUACACCUUGUGGCGAUACUUUGCGGGCAAUUCUAGAAGGGCCUGAUGAACACCUUGACAUAAUUGUAUCCAACAGACUAAGUGCCAUUGUCAAAAUUGCAGAUUUAACAAUAGAUGUCUGCUACAACUGUGGGGCUUCGGCUGACUCUUUGCAAUGCCUUCUCCAAGAGUGUAGUUGCUGCGAGAAAGCUCUCUAUUGUUCAAGAAUGUGUCAAAAAGCCGAUUGGCGGCCGCAUCACAAGAAAAUCUGUGUCUCAAUCGAAGCACCAUCAGCAAUAAGGGAGGCAAAUGCCGUGGAACGACUUGUCAAUAACUAUUUCAAUGCUCACCGAGAUACCAUUUUGAUCCAGAUGAAAGAAGCAUGUAUCACUGAAUCUGUAACAGCAAAUGAAAUGGUAGUCGAGGUGGAUUUCGUAGCUCGUGAGGACGAGUCGAUUCCUGGGAUACUACAUGAUCCGCCUCUUUUCAAGAUUGCAAGUCGUCAAGCCUACAUCGAUGGCACUGAGAGACCUCGGUUUCUCAUUUAA